This is a messenger RNA of Lycium barbarum (goji berry), 1071 nucleotides long. Its product is annotated as probable F-box protein At1g44080. NCBI's taxonomy places the organism in Eukaryota, Viridiplantae, Streptophyta, Magnoliopsida, Solanales, Solanaceae. The record is from RefSeq and is a predicted model, not a curated record. The coding region runs from base 1 to 1071 and encodes 356 amino acids. The transcript is spliced from 2 exons.
AUGGAUGGCAAGUCAAGAUCAGGAGAUUGGGCACUGCUUUCGGAUUGGGCACUCGACUUGAUUUUCCGAAAGUUGCCUUCCAUCUCUGAUUGCUUAUGCUUUAGCCUAGUGUGCAAGCCUUGGUUUUCCUUUGUGUCCAACAAUUAUGAUGUCCUACAACAACGCAUCAACUCAAGUUCCAUUGAAGAACUUCCUCUACUAAUAAACUUUACGGAUGAAGAUAUCUGUUUCGCUGCUUACCCUCUGAAUCGAUGUGUUGGUUCUUCUCAUGGUUGGUUGGCUUUCCAGCAGCGUGGUUUCGAUAGUUUCUUCCUUUUCAAUCCUUUCUCCGGUGAGACCAUCAAUCUUCCUAACCUUAAAAUUUAUACAGAUAAAGUUACUCUAUCCAAGAAUCCUUCAACCAAUCCACAUGAUUUUGAGGUUGCGGCUCUAUGCAAGAACUUGGAUAGAGGAGAGAGUUUGGCUAUCCUAAAACCUGGUAAUAAGACAUGGUUUCGCAUUAGUUUUCGUGGUCGGCGUCCUUGUGAUGUGAUAUACUACAAUGAGAGAUACUAUGUUGUCUUUACCGAAGGUAGUAUUUUCUCUAUAGAUAACACUGAUAACCCUACUGUGAGACAUGAAAUUGCACCACCACCGUCAAUGUAUACUGUCCUAGAAUUUUAUCUACAAUUUUAUCUCGUCAAGACCACAACAAACGAGCUGCUAAGGGUUGAAAGAUCUCCACCUAGUCCAUCUUCAAGUGUUAAGAUCUGUAAGUUGGUUACAAGUCCAAAGACCCAAACAUCCAUGUUUGUAGAUGUGGACAACUUGGGAGAUGAAGCCUUAUUCGUGUGUCACAACGGUUCCACGUCUGUCUCAGCUUCCAAAUUUCCGGGAUGUAAACCAAAUUCCAUAUACUAUAUGGACCGGUCCUAUACACAGUCACGUUUUGAUAAUUUUCAUUAUUCUGUGGACCAUAUUAACCUUCAAGAUCGCAGCUCUCACACGCAAUUUUCUUUCUUUCAAAAGUUCAACAUCGCGCCACGGGCGCUAUGGAUCAUUCCUACCCCAAAAGUUACUACUACUUCUUAG